Phragmites australis (common reed) is the source of this 2085-nucleotide messenger RNA. RefSeq names its product probable inorganic phosphate transporter 1-8. Gene Ontology annotation, cellular component: membrane. The transcript has a single exon. Bases 332 to 1954 code for a protein of 540 amino acids. NCBI's taxonomy places the organism in Eukaryota, Viridiplantae, Streptophyta, Magnoliopsida, Poales, Poaceae. Gene Ontology annotation, biological process: phosphate ion transport; transmembrane transport. Gene Ontology annotation, molecular function: phosphate transmembrane transporter activity. The record is from RefSeq and is a predicted model, not a curated record.
CGCGCGUGCGACAGAGUUACACUGCACGCGCGCAAGUCUGCGUUUGCCCGUGUGCUUCUUCUUCGUGCCACGCAUUCCAGUCAUGCACGGCGAGGACAGCCGACUCCCGGUGUAAACACGCCGAGCGCCAGCCGCAGUGCACAAUGGAGCCUUGUAAUAUUCGCUUCGGAUUCCCCGGCAGAGCUCUACUCCGUUUACUUCCAGCGGCCUACUUAUACCCGCGGUCGCCGCGCCAUCUCCCCACACCACCAGAGCUCCCAUUCCUAGCUUAAUUUGCCGACCGCUUGGUGCCAGGGUCCUCUAGUUCCCGGUGCACGGUUGGCGCCGGGCCAUGGCGCGUGGGGGAGAGUCGCUGCAGGUGCUGAGCGCGCUGGACGCGGCCAAGACGCAGUGGUACCACUUCACGGCCAUCGUCGUCGCCGGCAUGGGCUUCUUCACGGACGCCUACGACCUCUUCUGCAUCUCCCUCGUCACCAAGCUGCUGGGCCGCAUCUACUACACCGACACCGCCAAGCCCGACCCGGGCUCGCUCCCGCCCAACGUCGCCGCGGCCGUCAACGGCGUCGCCUUCUGCGGCACGCUCGCCGGCCAGCUCUUCUUCGGUUGGCUCGGGGACAAGCUCGGCCGCAAGAGCGUCUACGGGAUGACGCUUAUGCUCAUGGUCAUCUGCUCCAUCGCGUCGGGGCUCUCGUUCGGCCACACGCCCACGGGGGUCAUGGCCACGCUCUGCUUCUUCCGGUUCUGGCUCGGGUUUGGCAUCGGCGGCGACUACCCGCUCUCGGCGACCAUCAUGUCCGAGUACGCCAACAAGAAGACCCGCGGCGCGUUCAUCGCCGCCGUGUUCGCCAUGCAGGGCUUCGGCAUCCUCGCCGGCGGCAUUGUCACGCUCAUCAUCUCCGCCGCCUUCCGCGCGGGUUACCAGGCCCCUGCGUACCAGGACAACGCCGGCGCCUCAACCGUGGCGCAGGCCGACUACGUGUGGCGCAUCGUCCUCAUGCUCGGCGCCUUGCCUGCGAUACUCACCUACUACUGGCGGAUGAAGAUGCCGGAGACGGCGCGGUACACCGCGCUGGUGGCCAAGAACGCCAAGCAGGCCGCUGCCGACAUGUCCAAGGUGCUCCAAACGGAGAUCGUGGAGGAGCAGGAGAAGCUGGAGGAGAUGGUCACAGCCCGGAGCAACAGCUUCGGCCUCUUCUCCCCGGAGUUCGCGCGCCGCCACGGCCUACACCUCGUCGGCACGGCCACCACCUGGUUCCUCCUCGACAUCGCCUUCUACAGCCAGAACCUGUUCCAGAAGGACAUCUUCACCAAGGUCGGGUGGAUCCCGCCGGCCAAGACCAUGAGCGCGCUCGAGGAGGUGUUCCGCAUCUCCCGUGCGCAGACGCUCAUCGCGCUCUGCGGCACCGUACCGGGCUACUGGUUCACCGUCGCGCUCAUCGACAUCGUCGGCCGCUUCGCCAUCCAGCUGCUCGGCUUCUUCAUGAUGACCGUCUUCAUGCUCGGCCUCGCCUUGCCGUACCACCACUGGACCACGUCCGGCAACCACAUCGGGUUCGUCGUCAUGUACGCCUUCACCUUCUUCUUCGCCAACUUCGGGCCCAACAGCACCACCUUCAUCGUGCCGGCCGAGAUCUUCCCGGCGCGGCUGCGGUCCACGUGCCACGGCAUCUCGGCCGCCUCAGGGAAGGCCGGCGCCAUCGUCGGGGCGUUCGGGUUCCUGUACGCGGCCCAGGAUCCGCACAAGCCGGACGCCGGGUACAAGCCCGGGAUCGGCGUGCGCAACUCGCUGUUCGUGCUCGCCGCGUGCAACAUGCUCGGGUUCAUCCUCACGUUCCUCGUGCCGGAGUCCAAGGGGAAAUCGCUCGAGGAGAUGUCCGGCGAGGCCGACGACAGCGAGGAGGCCGAGGCCGUCGGCAGCGGCGCGGUGCGCCCGUCGGAGACCCAGAUGGUGUAGAACGUGGCGAUGCGUGUACGGGGGUUCAUAUGGAGAUACGUGUAGGGCGGUUCACUUGUUUUCGUUUUCCCAUGUAAGUCAAUCGUGCUUUGUUGGAGUAAUACGUACAUGGUACAUGUGUUAUAUUUUAA